Messenger RNA from Dromiciops gliroides (monito del monte), 5437 nucleotides. It is a transcript of the gene ANKRD6, whose product is annotated as ankyrin repeat domain 6. The coding region runs from base 145 to 2415 and encodes 756 amino acids. The record is from RefSeq and is a predicted model, not a curated record. Gene Ontology annotation, molecular function: protein binding. Lineage: Eukaryota; Metazoa; Chordata; Mammalia; Microbiotheria; Microbiotheriidae. The transcript has 15 exons. Gene Ontology annotation, cellular component: nucleus; cytoplasm.
UGGCCGGACACCCCUACAUCUUGCUGCCAAUAAAGGCCAUCUUCCUGUUGUCCAGAUCUUGUUGAAGGCAGGCUGUGACCUGGAUGUCCAGGAUGAUAUGUUGUUCUUUAAAGUCAUUUUUAAAGACCGAGAAUUAGUGGAAGAAUGACCUCCAGUGGCCUGGAGUGGGAUUAUUAUGAAUUUCAACCUGUGGAAACCAGUUCUUUAGAGUAUGCAACACCAGGAGCUAAUUCUCUCUUGCUUCCUGCCAAUCCUGUCAAAUCCCAUUUGAGCUCUAACGAGGUCUCCGAUUGGUCCAUGAGCAUUCAUACGGCACACACCUCAGAAAUAGUCCAGGACAGAGCGGCCACGGUGAAAGGCAUCAAGGAAGAGAAAAAUAAGAAAGACCAGAGGAGAAAGGCUAGGAAGGAACCUAGAAGAUCAGAGAGAGAGAAGGAGGGGGAUCAGACUGCACUGCACCGAGCCACUGUUGUAGGGAACACCGAGGUCAUAGCCGCUCUCAUUCAAGAGGGGUGUGCUUUGGACAGACAAGACAAGGAUGGGAAUACUGCUCUUCAUGAAGCAUCCUGGCAUGGCUUCAGCCAGUCUGCCAAGCUUCUUGUUAAAGCAGGAGCCAACGUGCUUGCCAAGAACAAGGCAGGGAACACCGCUCUGCACUUGGCUUGUCAGAACAGUCAUUCCCAGAGCACUCGGGUUCUUUUGCUGGGCGGAUCUCGACCUGACCUCAAAAAUAAUGCAGGAGAUACCUGUUUGCACGUUGCUGCUCGCUAUAAUCACUUGUCCAUCAUUAGGGUUCUCCUCAGUGCUUUCUGUUCUGUCCAUGAAAAGAACCAGGCUGGGGACACAGCUCUUCACAUUGCUGCUGCGCUAAAUCAUAAAAAAGUGGCUAAAAUUUUACUGGAAGCAGGUGCUGAUGGGACAAUUGUUAACAAUGCUGGUCAGACCCCACUAGAGACAGCCCGGUACCACAAUAAUCCUGAAGUUGCUCUUCUCCUCACCAAAGCACCACAGGUCUUGCGCUUCAGUCGUGGGAGAAGCCUACGAAAAAAGAGAGAGAGGCUCAAGGAGGAGAGGCGAGCUCAGUCUGUGCCACGAGAUGAGGUGGCCCAGAGCAAGGGAAGUGUCUCAGCAGGAGACACUCCCAGCAGUGAGCAAGCCACCCAGAAAAAAGAAGAGGUCAAAGAAGAAUUCUACUCAGCAUCUCCAGAGUCCCCGGCAAAGAAUAACCGAAAGAAAAAGCUGAAACAAAAGGUAUCUGCAUUCUCUGAUCCCACCUCACCAGCAGACCAGCAACCUAUUCCUGGGCACCAGAAGAACUCACAUAAUCACCCCAAAAAGAGGAAUAAGCAUCGUUGCUCAUCUCCACCCCCUCCUCAUGAGUUCAGAGCCUAUCAGCUGUAUACCUUAUACCGUGGAAAAGAUGGAAAAGUUAUGCAGGCACCAAUAAAUGGAUGUCGUUGUGAACCAUUGAUUAAUAAAUUGGAGAAUCAGCUGGAGGCAACAGUUGAGGAGAUAAAAGCAGAGUUUGGGACUGUGCAGGAUAAGAUGAACACAAAACUGGGGCAGAUGGAGAAUAAGACCCAACAUCAACUACGAAUUCUGGAUAAGCUGAUGGCUGAGCGACUAUCAGCAGAGAGAUCAGAGUGUCUGAACCGUCUGCAGCAACACACUGAGCUGGAGAAGCAUGAGGGAGAAAAAAGACAGGUGUCUCUAGUAGAUGAAUUGAAAACAUGGUGUAUGUUAAAGAUUCAGAAUCUGGAGCUGAAACUUUCUGGAGAUUCUAGAGCCUCCAGGCCUAAAUCAACCCCAUCUACGUCUGAAUCCCUCACAGGUGCAGACCAAUCAGUGGUUACCACUACCAGUCCAGCCACGGCUUCUGCUAUCCCUCUUCAGGUUGUUAGGCCCAAGGAAAAGGCACCUAUUAGUUCUACUGCUUCCAACAAACUACAGCAGGAAUCAUUAUCAUUAGACUGUGGGAAUUCUAAAUUGAGACACGUUAAGGUACAGACUGCUUUGUUGCCCUCGACUGAAGCAAUUAAAUGUGAGCAUCAGGCUGGUCACUGCAUGGACAAAGGCACUCAAACAAAGAAGUCUGGGAAAAGUGGGCAGAUGAGGCAUAGGCCCCAGCAACAUGCAUCAACACAUGUACCUGGCAGCACAUGCACCCAGCAGCAACCAGCAGACCACCAGACUGGCCCUCCAAUUCGAGACACCUCUCAAGCUCUAGAAAUUACCCAGUAUUUUUUUGAGGCUGUAUCUACACAAAUGGAAAAGUGGUAUGAGAGGAAGAUUGAGGAAGCUCGGUGCCAAGCUAAUCAGAAAGCACAGCAAGAUAAGGCUACGCUAAAAGAACACAUUAAGAGUUUAGAAGAGGAACUCAGUAAGCUAAGGACUAAAAUACAAAAGGAAAGUUAGCACCUGGGCACUGAGGUGUUAAAAGUACUUUGGAAGAUUUCUGAUUUUGCUACAUGAACAAGGAUAGCUGGGAUUGAAGUGUUCAUCCUGGUGCACAAAGACUUGCCUUUAAAUAAAACAUACACACACAAUACUUAAUUUCUGAAAUGUGAUCGUCAUGUGACUUCUGUGCCCUGAAUUCUUAUUGUUGAAGUUUUCAUGCCUGAAACCAAGAGGAGUAGUAUCAAGUUUCAUCAUAAACCCAAAACUCAGUUCAGGUUCAUGUGAAGUUUCUAGUUGUAGAUCGAGUGGGCCAGGCUAAGAAGAUUGUGAAACUGUGGGAUAUAUAACGGUUUCAAGCUUUAGCCUGAUAUUCGGGAGGUAUGAAAUAUGUGCACCAAAAACCAAAAGAAAAGCCCUUUGUGAAUUCAAACCAACUGGUUCCACAUGUAUGUUCAAACUCACCUGCUGUGCCUCAACAAUGAUAGAUCUCUGAAUGAUCUGUGACUUUGAGAUGAAUUGAACUAUACCUGUCAAGCUUGCCAUUUUUAUAAGUCUGACAAAAAAAAAGAAAAAAAGGUUUCGAGGGGAAUUAAAUUUUCUGAUUUUCAUGCAAUCCCCCUUACAAAACUGUAAUCCAAAAAUAACUGAAAAGAGAAAGAGUCUAAAACCCAUUGUAAUAAUGUGGAUUAUGAUAGUAUAAGUAUAUUUAAAUAAAUUAUUUGUGAUAUAGUUAAUGGAAGUGGUUAUAUUAGCAAAGUUGGAAAUGCUUGCUAAGGUUAGCGCUUCUAAUGAACAUUUGUUCACAGUUACUGUAUUUGUGGACCAGUUUUCUUUGGCCAAUCUUAGAAUCAUUUUUAAACAAAUGGAAAAUAAUAUUUUAACCUUAUAAUUCCCCCCAGAGUUCUUGUGAGCAAUUGAAAAUCAAACUCAAAUCAUCUGAAAUCUUUUCUGAAUUUUAACUUAUGAUACUGAGGAUUUUAUGGAUAUAUGGAGACUCUUUUUUUCAUACACCAAGAUGGAAGUUGUUCUAAUAAUAUUUAAAUUAUUCUCUUCUCUUCAAAGAACCUUCAAGUAUCUCUACUAAUUUGACCUAACAAUGGUAAAUUGGAUAACUGAAUCAUCAGACCCCAUCCUACCAUUUUCCAAUUUAGCAUGACAGUUGAGGCCUUUUUCAUUCAUACCAUGAAAAAAUAAUCAAGACUUCAGAAGUGUAGUUUUUGCAUUAAAAGCUUUAGGUGGUACCAAAUUAACCAUUUGGGGAGGUUUUUAAGCAGAAGUUGGAUGAAAACUUGUCAGGAAUGUCAUAGAAAGUGAUACCUUCCUGUCCAGGUAUUGAACUGGAUUACCCAUUGGGGUCCUUCCAACUUAGUUCACUAAUUAACCUUGCCCUUCAAACUUCUGGGGUUUUUUUUGAAACAUCAUAGAGAUAUACACCUGCUUAAAAUUUCUAGUCUAGAAUUUGAGUAACGUAUACUGUUUUUCUGUAGACAGACUUCAGAAAUCCAUUAUUUAUUGUCCUUUCUUUAUAUAAAAUAGCAUGAUACUUACACCAUAUGCAAAAGAAUUUACUUUGGACAGUGAACAUCCCCAAAAGCUUACCACCACCACCACCGCCACAAAAAAAAAAAAUCCCACCAAAAAAACCCCAACACAAGAAUACUACAAUCUAUUAACUAGUGACCUGUUAAAAUUGUAUUUUGAAGUAGUGUUAAAUAAAGGUAUGGUAAUCUCCAAUAGACUAACCCAAUAUAUGAAUUUUGCUAUUUUGUAACUUGUAAAACUGAUUUAAUAUUAUCUCAAAUUAGUCUUUACCAAUAUUUUUGGUCCUCUUGUCUUUAAACUAUAUUGCUCAUGAGCUGUGUAGUCUUCCAUUCAUUCCAUCCUUAGGGUUCAUUGGUAGCUCUGAGACUGCCUGCCCCUUUUGCCAGGUGGAGUAAUUUCCUCUUACCUUGUUCCUGAAGCAAAAUGGAAGUUCCAUAGCUCAUGGAACUUUAGAUCUGGAAAGGACUUCAGAGAUCAUCUACUCCAAACUCAGGAGAGGUAAAUGUAACCUAAGAAGAUUCCUUAAUUCAAUCAGGUAUAGUGAGCACCUAGUGCUAGAAGUGAAAUCCACAAAAUAAUUCUGAAAGUUAUAAUCUACCCUUGUUUAAUAAGAUACCAGGUCACCAUAUUGAAAUCAAAGGGUAUAAUUAAAUUUCAAACUCACUUUAAUUUUAAAAAUACAAGUACAUUAUAUAUAGUUCUUUUUAAAAAAAAAUAGCAGUAGGGUGGGAAAUACUGGUUUGCUUAAAGCCAACCAAACAACAACCUUUAGGUAGAUGAUAAUUCCAUUGCAACAUUGCCAUCUUGAUAAACUAUGGAAUGAAGAAGCAGAGGGAAAAAGAGUUAACCUGUCUACUGACUCAAAGCUACUGUCUCCAGUCUUUCAACCUUUUUAAACCCAUGCUCAGUAAGUAGACUAAGUAUAUGUUAAGUAGAAAUGCAAUAGCUUCCUGAUUACAACCAAACCUGGACUUUUCUACUGAUGUUACUCUGCAUUCUGAUGGCUAGCUUUGGUCAAAAUUUUAGUUGUCUUUGGUAUUAUCAAAAAUAAGUUCCAAAUCUGUCUGUAAUUUUUCUUAAAGAGUUUUUGGCCCCUACUCAUAUCUACAAGUAUAAUGUCACAACUGUACUUCCAAGGAAUAGAAUAGUGAGCAAAAAGGGAAAUGGUGUUCUUCCACAUAAACAAAUGUGUCACAGUCGGGGAUGAAAUCUUCAUAGGUGGAUAGGAAAAGUAGCUAAUAUGCAGAAUUCCGCAUUAUAGCCAGUUUUUUUCAGGAAUGCCUAUAUUCUGUAUGUUAAGGUGGUAGCUAUAAAGCAAAAUAUACUAUCUUGCAGUAUUUGUGAAAAUUCCUCUUAGUGCACUGUUAAGUACACUAGAUAUCUGUGAUACAUAUUAGUUCUCUAACCAUUUGACUUUAUUAGCUCAAAAUAAAGGGGUUAGGUAUUAACAUGUUUACAUCUUUUUUAAGUCAUGUUAAACUACUAUAGGAUUACAUGA